GGACUGAAAACUUCGGUGGAAACUAGACCAUUGUAGUUCUACGGAUUUGACGUUUAUGUGCGCAUUCUGGAUUAAAUAAUAAUAUGUAAUAAAUAUAUUAACAGGCUGAAAAAAUAUUGAAAUAGUUUUUGAUCAAAAACUUUGUACAUAAAGAAUAAUCAUGGAAUGGCUAUUUGGCAAGCGUAUAACUCCUGAGGAAAUGCUCAGAAAAAAUCAAAGAGCAUUGAAUAAGGCAAUGCGAGAUUUAGAUAGAGAAAAAGUACGAAUGGAACAACAAGAAAAGAAAAUUAUAGCUGAUAUAAAGAAACUUGCAAAGGAUGGACAAAUGGAUGCUGUAAAAAUUAUGGCCAAAGAUCUAGUUAGGACAAGACGUUAUGUAAAAAAAUUUAUGCUGAUGAAAGCAAAUAUUCAAGCAGUAUCUUUGAAAAUACAAACCUUACGUUCUCAAAAUACAAUGGCACAAGCUAUGAAAGGCGUGACUAAAGCUAUGCAAAACAUGAAUAAACAAUUAAACUUACCACAAAUACAAAAAAUAUUACAAGAAUUUGAAAAACAGUCAGAGAUAAUGGAUAUGAAAGAAGAAAUAAUGAAUGAUGCAAUAGAUGAUGCAAUGGAAGAUGAAGGCGAUGAAGAGGAAAGUGAUGCCAUAGUUGCUCAGGUAUUGGACGAAUUAGGUCUGCAAUUGACGGAUCAACUUUCUGGAUUACCACAAGCAUCUGGAUCACUAAGUGUAGCUGGUUCCAAGCAGCCAGUUGCUGCUGCAGCAGGUAAUGAGGAAGGAGGCAAUCUUGCGGAUGCUGAUGCGGAUUUACAAGCUCGACUCGAGAAUUUACGACGUGAAUAAAUCGAGAUUCAAAAUGUUAUAAUUUAAUAAUGUACAAAAAAUGUAAAAAGAAUUUGCUUUAUACUGGACAUUAGAUUUAAAGAAAUAGCA
Messenger RNA from Camponotus floridanus (Florida carpenter ant), 934 nucleotides. It is a transcript of the gene Vps2, whose product is annotated as charged multivesicular body protein 2a. The record is from RefSeq and is a predicted model, not a curated record. The transcript is spliced from 5 exons. The coding region runs from base 161 to 844 and encodes 227 amino acids. Gene Ontology annotation, cellular component: ESCRT III complex; multivesicular body. Lineage: Eukaryota; Metazoa; Arthropoda; Insecta; Hymenoptera; Formicidae. Gene Ontology annotation, biological process: protein transport; late endosome to vacuole transport; endosome transport via multivesicular body sorting pathway.